GAAAACGCGACAUCGUCAUUUCAAAAUGGCGCCAAAGAUUAACCUCAGCCAGUGGCUCGCUGGUUAGAGCCGCCGCCUCACUGUGUCCUGCCGCGGGCUAGCAACACUACAUCAUCAUUAACCAUAUCCAUCAACACCUUCCACGCGCGCGCGUGUGUUGUUCAUGCUGAUUUCAGUGUUUCUAUGAUGGAGCUCAGCAGACAGACGACCAUGAAGAGAAGCAGGAACCCCAGCAGCAGUGAUGAAUCCGACAGUGAAAGUAAUUCCACCUGCUGGUCACAACAUUCAUCACAGCCGAGGAGAGGCACCGGACAGAAGCCCUCUGAGGUUUUCAGGACAGACCUGAUCACCGCCAUGAAGGUGCACGACUCGCACCAGCUCAACCCGGAGGACUAUUACGUCCUCGCUGACCAGUGGAGGCAGGAGUGGGAGAAAGGGGUCCAGGUCCCCGUCAGCCCCCAGUCCAUCCCACAGCCUGUCGCCAGAGAGUUGGUAGAGAAAGGGAAGGAGGUCAUGUUUAUCCGGCCCAAGAAGUUGAUCCGGACGUCGGGCACCGAGGCGCUGGGCUACGUCGACAUUCGGACACUAGCAGAAGGAAUGUGCCGCUACGACCUGGACGAGGAAGACGUGGCCUGGCUGCACGUCGCCAACGAGGAGUUCGCUGUGAUGGCUAUGCCGCCGGUGGACGAGAUCACCAUGGAGCGGGCGGUGGAGGAGUUCGAGCACCGGUGCUACGAGAACAUGACGCACGCCAUGGAGACGGAGGAGGGUCUGGGCAUCGAGUACGACGAGGACGUGGUGUGCGACGUCUGCCAGUCGCCUGACGGGGAGGACAACAACGAGAUGGUGUUCUGCGACAAGUGCAACAUCUGCGUCCACCAGGCGUGUUACGGCAUCCAGAAAGUCCCGAAGGGCAGCUGGCUGUGCCGAAUUUGCGCCCUGGGCAUCCUGCCCAAAUGUCAGCUGUGCCCCAAGAAGGGAGGAGCCAUGAAGCCGACCCGAAGUGGAACCAAGUGGGUCCACGUCAGCUGUGCCUUGUGGAUUCCAGAGGUGAGCAUCGGGAAUCCAGAGAAGAUGGAGCCGAUCACCAACGUGUCGCACAUCCCCAGCAACAGAUGGGCUCUGAUCUGCUGCAUUUGCAAAGAGAAGACGGGAGCGUGUAUACAGUGCUCAGCGAAAAACUGCCGGACUGCCUUCCACGUGACGUGCGGCCUUCACGCCAGCCUCGAGAUGAACACCAUCCUCACCAGCGACGACGAGGUCAAGUUCAAGUCCUACUGCCCCAAACACUCGGGACUGGAAGGCGACGAGUCCAGAGACGGAGACUCGGGAGGCGAGGAGGAGAAGGAAGGCGCCAGAGACAAGAAGGGCAGGAGGAAAGGCAGGGUGAGAGGAGAGGACGACGCCACCUUCUUCUCCUCCUCGUCCUCGUCCUCCUUUGUCGCGCCUCAGCUCGUCGACAGAGCGCCGAGUGUCUCGGCGGAGAUCAGCAGCCGCCAGCAGGAGAAGAGGGUCAACCUGCGCAAGCUGAAGCUGCAGGAGAUGGAGGAGGAGUUCUACCAGUUUGUGGAGGUGGAGGAGGUGGCCGCUCACCUGAAGCUGUCGCCGGAGACGGUGGACUUCCUCUACCAGUACUGGAAGCUGAAGCGCAAAGCCAACUUCAACCAGGCGCUCCUCACGCCCAAGAAGGACGAGGAGGAGAGUCUGGCCCGACGCGAGCAGGAGGUCCUGCUGCGACGCCUGCAGCUCUUCACACACCUGCGGCAGGACCUGGAGAGGGUUCGUAACUUGACCUACAUGGUGACUCGGAGGGAGAAGAUGAAGCGAUCGCUGUGGAGAGUCCAGGAGCAGAUCUUCCAGCACCAGGUCAGACUGCUGGACCACGAGCUGCUCACAGGCGAUCCCUCGGCGCAGGACUUGCAGGAUCUCUUCUCUCUGGACAGUUUAUCGUCUCAGGACUCGGAGUCUCGCUCCUCCUGGAGCCACGCCGGACUGAAAAGCAAACGAGGCUCUUCCAAGCAGGACAAAAGGAAAAGCAGUGACAGGAAAAGCCUGCGCGACUCGCGACACAAGAAGGAAAACCUGAGCAAACUGCCGGACGCCAAGGAGAGCAAGAGCUCCCGGGUCAGAGAGGCCGCGGGCGACGCCACAAUCCCAGACUCUGACACCAGUCAGGAGAUGGACUUCCUGUCGCCUCACAAGUCGGAGGAUCGGGAGACGUUCACUGUCAAACUGCACAAACCUGAGAGCAGGAGGGUUGUGAGGCGGGACAACAACGAGGAGCGGAGGAGGAAGAGGAGGAGCGGCAGCGAGGCGACGCACAGCUUCUCCAGCCACGUCAAGAACAAGCUCGGGUCGAAACAUGUGGACAAGUCCAUGUCCAUCAGGCUGGUGGACAUCAGAGGCUCCGACACGGACGACUACUACGGAGAAGAAGAGGCGACGAGUAGAAGCCCCGCCUCCCUGGACGCGACCGCCAACACUAAAUUCGGCGACGCCUGCGAGACGCCGCACGCCGCCGCGAGAGCCACCAUGUUGCCGAGGAAACCGCACGCCGGCGUCUCCCACCAUCUCAAGGGCUGGGGCAAGUUCAGGAUCCCCAGGCGGAGCGAGAAGGAGGAGGCGGAGCAACGCAAGCCACUGCUGCGGCCGCUCACCAACACGCCGGAGCCGACGCACCCGAGGACGCGACUGCACGCCGGGACGGAGAACGACGGCUACGCGUCCGACUCCAAGCCCGGCGACGGCGACCCCUGCCUGAAAAGAUGCCACUCCCACCAGCUGAGAGGCGACACCUCCCUGAGCCGCCGCUACGGCUCCGACAUCAUCCGUCGCGGCGUGCUCGCCUCCUGAUGGCGGCGGAGAGGAACACUGAGAGAAUAAGCUGCACUAUGUCGGUGGAGAAAAAGAACGAUGGUCGCUCUUUGUACCUUUAUUUUUCUGGAUGAAUUGUUUAAAAGAAGAAGAAAAAACAGAGCUGAUAUUUAUUUUUUAUUUGUAAA
Messenger RNA from Solea senegalensis (Senegalese sole), 3002 nucleotides. It is a transcript of the gene jade1, whose product is annotated as jade family PHD finger 1. The record is from RefSeq and is a predicted model, not a curated record. Gene Ontology annotation, cellular component: histone acetyltransferase complex. Bases 184 to 2853 code for a protein of 889 amino acids. Gene Ontology annotation, biological process: regulation of transcription by RNA polymerase II. NCBI's taxonomy places the organism in Eukaryota, Metazoa, Chordata, Actinopteri, Pleuronectiformes, Soleidae. The transcript has 11 exons.